UAGCAUCGGACGCUCCAUGCAUAAUCGUUUUAUCUCGAACGCAAAAGUCGUUGUUUCGUUGGUCGAUUCAAGUGCUUUUAUAUUUCGUUUUCGUAUAGUUCGUGCUCUUUUUAUCUAUUUUUUUGUCGCGUAUUUGUGAAAUGACGUUAUAGUAGUGACGUUUAUCGAAUAAUUAUAUUAUUUUUGUGUUGGUUUUGUGUUUGAGAACAUUUAUCAGAAGUGCAUAUUAGUCAUCGGAUCGGAAUUUCACGCAUGAAGUCUUGAACUGUAAUACUCUGGAUGACAAACAGUUGUCAAAAUAAUCAAUUAACUGGAACUGGAUGUGAGAUUCGUAUCAUGGUCGAUUUGUGAAAUUUUGACAUCGAGACUUUCGAUUUGACGGCGCGACCAUUAUGAAAUGGCAUCUUACGCCUUUUUUGGCGCCAUUCAUCGUGAUACUUUGCGUGGAAAGCUUUGGUAGUUCAGAAAAAGAUAAACGAGAAAUAUCGUCGUCUUCCAAACAACAACAUGCGCCCGAAUGGCAACAAUUGUGGUAUUCAAAUUUCGAAGAGUUUCAAAAACUCACAGAACCUAUUUUCGAUAAUAACACCGUUAGCAAUAUGACUGUUCAAUUGGGAAGCACUGCGUAUUUACAUUGUCGCGUUAGAAAUCUAGGAGAAAGAACGAUUUCAUGGGUAAGAAGAAGAGACUGGCAUAUUCUCACAUUCGGAUUACUCACGUACACGAAUGACGAACGAUUCCAAAUGCUACAUGCCGAAGGCUCAGAUGACUGGACAUUACAAAUAAAAUACGUUCAAAAGAGAGAUAAUGGAACGUACGAGUGCCAGGUAUCGACAGGCACUGGAAUCAUGUCGCAUUUUGUAAAUUUAAAUAUAGUCGUACCAGAAGCGUUUAUCAUAGGAGCUCCUACUGACCACCAUGUAGAUCUAGGCAGUCCGAUACAUUUAAUCUGCGUUAUAGAAAAGAGCACACAACCACCGCAAUACGUAUUUUGGUACCAUAAUUCUAAAAUGAUUAAUUACGACACGUCUCGAGGAGGCAUUACGGUGGAAACGGAUCCAAGUCCACGUACCCAAAGCAAGCUCGCAAUACUUGACGCUACGGAGGCAGACAGUGGGAACUAUACGUGUUCCGCUCCUAAUACAUUAGCUGCUUCAAUUUUAGUUUUUGUAUCGGAAGGUGAUAAAAUGGCCGCAAUAUCUCGUCGGAAGUCUUCGUCAGGAUCAGCUGCCGACGUAAUGUUAUGGUUUGUGGUGUUACCGCUGAUAACUUUAACUGUAAGAUAAAACGGUGAUAUAGGAUUGAUUUAGAAUUUAGAGGUGUUCGACUACCUAUAUAAUACUCUCUUCGACCUAUGCACGACUACAAUAUACGAAUACGAAGGCGAUCACAGUACCCGUCUUGAUCUCGUAUUACUUACUAUACGUUCGAGGAACAAGAAGUACUAUAAUUUCAAAACGUCGAACUUGACACAGGCACGUGCCCUCGUGGUCAAAUAUGUACAGAAUUAGAACGACGAUAAAUUUUUGUACAUAGACGAUACCUACCCCUCCCUUUCUCGCCCAACUUUAGAAUGUCCCUUACCCUAAAGUGUAUCUACGUUUUACGUUUCGUUUUUUUUUAUUUUUUUGUAAGUAAUCGAAUACGAUCAAUGAAUGUUUCCUUAUCUUUUCUACUUAUCUAUAGGAGAAUUUCGUAAACCUAACGAAAAAUCAUAUUGUUGUUGAAUAGUUCAUCGUCUACCUACACCGAUAUGUCGAAUCGGAAACACACGCCGAACAAAUAAACCAAAGUAUUAGAAAUUUAGUCAAAAUGUGGUAUGUUUUUUUUACGCUUUAUUGCGAAAUAACCUCGAGUUUAAUUAAACGAGAUAAUUAAAAACAGAAAAAAAGAGUACUUACUUUCGACGGAUGAAAUUCGAAAAUAUAUUUUAAAGAUGCCAAGUUUUUAUUAUAAAUGUAAAUGAGCUUCAUUAGUAGUGGAAAAAAAUCAUCAGAACAUUAAAAAGCUAGAGGCUAAUUUUUGCCCGCGAUUUUGAAAUACGUUUUUCCUGCUUUUUUUCUAUUAAAAUAUAUAUGAAUACCUAGUGAUAAUGGAAAAAAACACGAAAAAUAGUCAAACGGGGGAAACAACACGAGCGAGGCAAAAGUACGUUCACAGAGGUACCUUUACUCGACUCGUUUCGUACCAAAGAAACGAAAAUGUUACGAAGCUAAUCAGUUCGCAAAGUUGCCUAAGGAUAGUAUUUAAAAAGGUUAGUCGGCGGUAUGGCGUCGGUUUUGAAAGAAUUUACUAAUUUUUUCCAGCAGCAUUUUGCCAACUGUAACGUACGCGAAGAAGGAAAAAAAAAGUUUUAUUUUCAAAACAAAUCGACGUUUUUGAAAUUUGUAAAUUGUGACUGUAGCAAUUAAUGCGUUUGUUUGGGGGAAAAAAACUAAAAGCUCGGCUCGGAGAAAAUUUUCUUUUCCGGUGUAGAAUCCUCGGUGGCAUUGGCAGGACAGCUAAAUGUGUAUAUAUUGUCUCGAUGAACCAAGUUGUAUGAAUUUUUCGAGUUUUUUUUUCAACGUUCGAGGUAAAAUGAGGUCUUAAAAACUUUUAAUUAACGAAUCAUUAUCGGUUUUAAUGAAAACGUGCCAAGACUGUAAUUAAAAUCGAGGUUUUACGUUCCUUAAUUUCCUUACCUUUUUUUUCGCCUGUAUUAUGAAUAAGAAAAAGAUCGGUGUACGAAAAUACAUUUAAACGAGAUUUCCUCUAUGCUCGAACAAAAAUUACUUCUUAUGUUCGCCAAUCUCGUAAGACGUAAACAUUUUCGAUAAGUAAAGUACCUACCUAAAUCUCGUGUAAUCAGGAAAAAAAUCCCGUAUUUUUUUUUUUCCUUCGAAGAAUGUUACCUUUCGACAUCGUUGUACACAUUCAGGCCAUCGAUGGACUUGAAAAAAUAAAUAAACGUAGGUAUUUUGAAUUUGUAUAAAUCACGCAAAUUGUGCGAUAAGUUUUUUUUUUACGCAAGGGCGAGUAUUAUAAACAAGGCAGGCGUAUAGACUACACACACUACACAGUUACCCUAUUUUUUAAAUCGUCGUAUGCUCCAUACUGAAAAAAUAACACGAUUUUAUAUGUAUCGCUGGUUGAAAAAAAAAACAAAAACAUCUCAUUGUAGUAAUUUAAAUACCGAGAAAGAGUAUACCUACCUAUGCGAAAAAGCGCGUACGUAGCAGUGGGAUUUUCACGUAGAAAAUGUGCCUGCCGGUACGCAAAAGGGUAAUUUUAAUAAGUAACGACACCUCAUUCUCUCCCCCUCCCCACCAAAUGAAAAAGCAAGCUUUAAUGAUUACCCGCAGAAAGCAACAGGAAAUAACAUUGUGUAUUCCCGAAAGGGCCAAAAUACAUAAUACGUAUCCAUACUAUAAACGAAACAUAAGUAAGGAAGGAGGUGAAAUUGAAACAUUUCAACGUUUUCUUUCGCCGUAGGUACAGUGGUACCUACAUGAAAAUAUAGCUAAUUUUUAGUUGAUAAAAUUGUUUAUUAUUAUUGUUUUCCCUCUCACUAUCUCUUUGUAAAUAUAUUUUACCUACCUUUUAUGAUGGUAACUUUCAACAACAAUGUAGCCAUGUUAUGUACAUAUUAUUUAUUUUUUUUUUUUGGAAUAAUACAACGUUAAAAAUGUUUCUUUAGCCAUACGCUUGAUGCGAGAAUUUUCUAUUUGUAUAUUUUUUUUUUAUCUUGAAAACGUUUUUAUGAUUUAGUUAUUGUGUUUGGUUGUAUUUAAAUUUAUUUCGAAUCGUUUUUUUUUCUUUUAUAAUAAUUUAAGGUAUGAUUAAUUUAUUUAUAUACGUAAGUACAAAUUAACCAAAUUUUAAAUUUAUUUUUAAUUAUAGACGAAAUGUAUGUAAAUGUUGUUUGUA
Messenger RNA from Planococcus citri (citrus mealybug), 3906 nucleotides. It is a transcript of the gene dpr12, whose product is annotated as defective proboscis extension response 12. The record is from RefSeq and is a predicted model, not a curated record. Gene Ontology annotation, biological process: synapse organization. The transcript is spliced from 9 exons. Gene Ontology annotation, cellular component: neuron projection membrane. Bases 393 to 1286 code for a protein of 297 amino acids. NCBI's taxonomy places the organism in Eukaryota, Metazoa, Arthropoda, Insecta, Hemiptera, Pseudococcidae.